AUGUCGCAAGCCGCAGAGACUUCGCCAGUUCCGUCUAUCGGGUACCGACCUCUGGAAUCCAAGACCAUCAGCUCCCACACCUUAGACAACGGGGAGCAGGCUCUGGCCAUGCAGCAAGUAAAGGUUGAGGACAUGGAGGAACUCCAGCAAAUGGAGGAAGAACUGAAGGACCCCUACCAUGAUGAGCUCGAACGGCAACGCGAGGAGUUGAAAGCAUGCCAAUAUCGGGCUGAGAAAGCUCGAGCGGAGUUGGUAUUUCCUUCGACCACCACCCCAGACAAAACGCAGAAGAAGGUUCGCCUCAACACCCCAGAAGAGAAGGGAUAUGACCCAUAUGAGGAAUAUUCUGCAGGGGAUGGUCACCUAGGGAGCAUGGGUGAGUGCCCUGAUGAAGCCCAACAACUCCGUGAAGAAGUUCACCAACUGUAUGAUGUGAAACACAACCUUCACAGUGAGAUUGACAUGUUGCAACAGCAGUUGGCAUCGUUGAAGAUCCACGUUGAGAAGACCAAGACUGCCCGAGAGCCUCCUGCCGAUCCCGCCCCAGUUCUCCCUUCUGAGUCUCAUUCUGCGGAGGUCAACGAUGAUGCUGUCCGGAAGAGGUAUGACAAAUAUGAGUCCAAAACCCUUUAUUGGUACGAGGAGGAUGCUGAGACCGAAUUUGAGAAGACCAAGACCCGGCGGAGAACGGAGGGAAUGGAAUACGAAGUAGAAGCUCACGGGGCCGAUGCUCUGACAUCUUUGGUAGAUCCUUUGCAGUUCGAUAUGAAGGAAGCCCGAGAUAUCAACAUGACUGGUGCUUCGGCGGAUGCUUCCGCUGGGCCACCUCAGAAAGGUUCGCCAGCGCCAUUCCCGUUUAUCACCAAGCUCUCCAACAUCGUGGACGAGAUGGAGAAAGUCCAAUCACAGAUCAACCAUUUGUACUCGGAGGGGGCUGUAGAAGGUUACUCGGAAGAUUCUCUGACCAUGGAAGCCCGUGCCAAGAACAUCCCGCUCCCCAAGCCCAAGGCUGCUACCAAAGCAGCCCCUAAGGCAGGGGCCAAGGCAUCUGUCAAGGCGAAGCCUAAGCCCAAAUCCACGGCAGUCCAAAUCAUCUCUGCCCAGGCUGUCUUUGGCCUCGAAACCUCAGAGCGUUUUCAACUGGCUUUCAGGAAUGGUCAUGGGCGAGAGACUUCGGACAUUGAGGACUACAUGGCGGAGUCCCAAGACCACAACAGCAAGGGGAGUACGUACAAGUCCCGCUUUCUUCACAGCUGUGUUCCAAAGAAGUGGUACAGUGGAAAGCACCAAAACAUGUACUCAAAACUUUUGGAGGAUGUGGCUGCAGAGAGCAAAGCCCUUUUUGAAAAGGGAAUUUAUUGCAGUGGUCAACAAUACUUUCUGGUUUGCUUGGGGUUGAAGGCUGAUGCGCCUGCUUUAGCGAAAGCUGGCUCUCUGAACCGAUCGUUCUUAAACCUUGGGUUUCAAAUCCCAUGCUGUUGGCAGUGCAUGGCUGGUGCAGCGGACAUCCCAUGGGAGGAUGUGAGGAAGCGCCCGGUUUGGGAGCCUACCAUACAUUUGCAGGAACCAUGGGGCCAAAACACUGGAAGCCCUUUGCUUGCAAUACCAGGUAGGCUCACAUGCCGUGAAGCCAUUUACCAUCAAGACCCCUUUCACACAUACAAGCAAUCUAUAGGCGGCCACUUCAUUGCUUCCUCUAUCAUUGCACUUAUGGAGAUGGAUGCAUGGCCUGGAGACCUCAACUCCAUGGACAUCCUCUUUGAUCGUGCAUAUCAGGACUUCAACUUUUUUGUGAAGCAUGAGUUUCCUGGGCGCCAAGUGGCGCACAUCAAGAAGUUCACUCGGGCAAUGUUCCAUUUCCCUCGUGAUCAAACUUUUCCAUACGCACGUUGGAAAGGUGCGGAUAUAAUGUUGGCACAUCGCUGGCUGUGCCAAGUCCUUGUGGUGGGUGCUGUGCUGGAUGUGAAUCAGGGGCGCGUUGGUCCUGGACUUUUAUGGUCUCAGCGCAGUGCUUCAGAGCUGGCUUUCUUUGAGGAAAUCCACAGAGGUGCCACUACUGCCCUAGAGUUUUGGCAAAUCCUUCGGAAGAAUGGCAUUUGGCUACGUCCUGAAAGCGCAAAGCGCAUGGCAGAGGUGUGUUACCAGUUCUGUCAAAGCUACACCAAGCUUGCACGGAUGAGCAUCCAAGCGAACCGCUGCCGCUUUCAAAUGCAGCCUUCGUUACACUACUAUGCGCACUACUACGUGCGCUUGUGGCGUGAAGUUGAGACCGGGUGCAAGUGGGUAGCUUCGCCUGCCUUGGAGAAUUGCGAGGCGGAUGAAGAUUUCAUAGGAAGAGUUGCACGUGUUAGCCGGCGUGUUCACAACAAUUCUGUUCCAUCCCGGACAGUGGAACGAUCACUGAUCAAAUACUUUUUUGUCCUCAAUGAGGUCGACAGCUGA
This is a messenger RNA of Durusdinium trenchii, 2442 nucleotides long. NCBI's taxonomy places the organism in Eukaryota, Dinophyceae, Suessiales, Symbiodiniaceae. The record is from the annotation of a GenBank genome assembly.